Messenger RNA from Corylus avellana, 3671 nucleotides. RefSeq lists its product as uncharacterized. Gene Ontology annotation, cellular component: eukaryotic translation initiation factor 4F complex. The record is from RefSeq and is a predicted model, not a curated record. NCBI's taxonomy places the organism in Eukaryota, Viridiplantae, Streptophyta, Magnoliopsida, Fagales, Betulaceae. Gene Ontology annotation, molecular function: protein binding; mRNA binding; translation initiation factor activity.
UCUUAGUUUGUGUUACCCAAUACCCUCUUAAAGCCUCGCUCUCAUUUUCUCAUGGAAUCUUAAUGGUUAUCUUUGCAGGGCCCAAAUCUUGCUUUACUCCCAGGAACUCUAAGCACCAUGCCAUUGCCAGACUUGCUUAAUAUCCAAUUACAGAUAAUAAGGAACUGAUGAUGCACAAAGCUGAGAAGAAGUAUGAAGUGGGUAAAUUGGUGGAUGAGGAAGAGGCAAAGCAAAGGCAAUUAAGAGCUAUUUUAAACAAACUUACUCCAACGAAGUUUGAGAAACUUUUUGAGCAAGUGAAAGCAGUUAACAUUGACAAUGUUGCCACUCUAACUGGUGUUGUGUCACAGAUUGUUGACAGAGCUUCAAUGGAGCCUAUUUACUGUGAAAUGUAUGUAAAUUUCUGUUGUCAUCUGGCCGGGGAGUUGCCUGAUUUCAAUGAAGACAAUGAAAAGAUAACUUUUAAGAGAGUGCUUCUGAACAAGUGCCAGUGGGAAUUUGAGAGGGGGGAAAGAGAAAGAGAGCAAGAAGAAGAAGCUAAUAAAGCUGAUGAAGAGGGUGAGAUCCACCAGUCUGCAGAGGAAAGAGAAGAGAAGAGAGUUAAGGCUAGAAGACGAAUGUUGGGUAACAUUAGAUUAACUGGGGAGUUGUACAAGAAGAAAAUGUUGACUGAGCGAGUAAUGCACGCAUGUAUACAGAAAUUGCUGGGUCAGUUUCAGGAUCCUGAUGAAGAAGAUCUUGAAGCUUUGUGCAAAUUGAUGGGUACUAUUGGGGAGAUGAUCGACCAUGAAAAAGCUAAGGAGCAUAUGGAUAGAUAUUUUGAGAGAAUGAAGACAUUAUCCAAUAAUAUGAAUUUAUCUUCUAGAGUCAGGUUCAUGUUGAAGGAUGGAAUUGAUUUGAGAAAGAAUAAAUGGCAGCAGAGGAGGAAAGUUGAAGGGCCGAAAAAGAUUGAGGAAGUGCACAGAGAUACUGCUAAAGAACGACAUGUGCAAUUUAGCAGCUUGGGUCGUGGUUCGAGCAAAAACCAGUCAGCAAGAAGGGCACCUAUGGAUUUUGGUCCAAGAGGGUCAAUGAAGUUAUCUUCCCCAAAUGCUCAGAUGGGUGAUUACCGUGGAGUGCCGCCUACUCAGGAUAUUCGGUCGGAGCAAAGACUGUCUGGUGAGGCUGGUAAUCAGGAACUCAUGAUCAAAGAUCUAACCUUGACCAACCAGUUAUUACUGAGAAAACUCGAGCGGUGGCAAUGGUGGUUUUUUGUGGCACUCAACAUUUUCUUCCUCGCUGUGGGUCAAUCUACUGUUGUUCUUAAUGGAAGAUUUUAUCAUGACCAGGGUGGAAAUGGUAAAUGGAUGGCUACUCUUGUUCAAACUGCUGCCUUCCCAAUCCUUUUCAUCCCCCUCUUUCUUAUUCCUUCCUCUCAGCAGCCUUCAACUUCAUUGGCUCCACCCUCUAUUAAAAUUCUUGCCUUGAUCUACUUCUCUCUUGGAGUGCUGAUAUCUGGUGACAACAUGAUGUAUUCUGUUGGACUCUUGUACCUUCCUGCCUCUACUUACUCCCUCAUAUGUGUAUCCCAAUUAGCUUUUAAUGUGGUUUUCUCUUACUUCAUCAAUUCUCAGAGGUUCACUGCUUCAGUUGUUAACUCUGUGGUUGUCCUCUCAUUAUCUGCUGCCCUGAUUGCAGUCAAUGACGACUCUGAAGGACCAUCAGGAAUUUCUAGGUGGAAAUAUAUCAUUGGCCUCCUUUGUACCCUAGGAGGUUCUGCACUUUACUCUCUUUUGCAUUCCCUGAUGCAGCUUUCCUUCCAAAAGAUCCUGAAAAGGGAAACAUUUUCUGUGGUUUUGGAAAUGCAAAUCUAUACAUCACUUGUUGCCACUUGUGUUUCGAUUGUGGGUCUUUUUGCAAGUGGGGAGUGGAAGAGUUUGCAUGGGGAAAUGGAGAGUUUUGGUGCAGGAAGAGUUCCUUAUGUAAUGACUUUGGUUUCGACAGCUGUGGCUUGGCAGAUUUACUCUGUUGGGGUUGUGGGGUUGAUUUUUGUGGCUUCAUCUCUCUUCUCCAACGUAAUCAGUACUGUCUCUUUUGCUGUUACUCCUAUUGCUUUUGUGAUAGUUUUCCAUGACAAGAUGAACAGCAUCAAGGUAAUUGCUAUGCUUUUGGCUCUUUGGAGUUCUGUAUCUUAUAUUUACCAGAAUUAUCCUGAUGAUUCUAAGACAAGUAGAACGCUAAAUGAUGUCAUUGAAUCUCAUAAUGACUAUCACAAGGCAAGGAGAACACAAAAUGAUGUUAGUGCUACCAAUAUUCAACACAAGGGUUCAAUUCCUUCUCCUCAAACUCCAUUACUGAUGAUGCACAAAGCUAAGAAGAAGUAUGAAGUGGGUAAAGUAGUGGAUGAGGAAGAGGCAAAGCAAAGGCAAUUAAGAGCUAUUUUAAACAAACUUACUCCAACGAAGUUUGAGAAACUUUUUGAGCAAGUGAAAGCAGUUAACAUUGAUAAUGUUGCCACUCUAGCUGGUGUUGUGUCACAGAUCUUUGACAGAGGUUUAAUGGAGCCUAUGUACUGUGAGAUGUAUGUAAAUUUCUUUUGUCGUCUGGCCGGGGAGUUGCCUGAUUUCAAUGAAGACAAUGAAAAGAUAACUUUUAAGAGAGUGCUUCUGAACAAGUGCCAGGAGGAAUUUGAGAGAGGGGAAAGAGAGCAAGAAGAAGCUAAUAAAGUUGAUGAAGAGGGUGAGAUCAAACAGUCUGCAGAGGAAAGAGAAGAGAAGAGAGUUAAGGCUAGAAGACGAAUGUUGGGUAACAUUCGAUUAAUUGGGGAGUUGUACAAGAAGAAAAUGUUGACUGAGCGAAUAAUGCAUGCAUGUAUACAGAAAUUGCUGGGUCAGUUUCAGGAUCCUGAUGAAGAAGAUCUUGAAGCUUUGUGCAAAUUGAUGAGUACUAUUGGGGAGAUGAUCGACCACCAAAAAGCUAAGGAGCAUAUGGAUGCAUAUUUUGAUAGAAUGAAGACAUUAUCCAAUAACAUGAAUUUAUCUUCUAGGGUCAGGUUCAUGUUGAAGGAUGCAAUUGAUUUGAGAAAGAAUAAAUGGCAGCAGAGGAGGACAGUCGAGGGGCCGAAAAAGAUUGAGGACGUGCACAAAGAUGCUGCUCAAGAACGACAGGCGAAAAAAUUAGCAGGUGAUUACCGUGAAAUACUGCCUACUCCUGAUGUUUGGUCGGAGGAAAGUGAAAGACAGUCCUAUGAGGUUGGGACCUUGUCAAUUCCCUUGCUGCAAAGACCUAUUGGUGAUGAUUCUACUUCUCUGGGACCUCAAGUUGGCUAGUAAGAACAAAAACAUUUCUAAUGUCUAUUCGGACAUCUUGUUUCAUGUUAGGAUUAUGGUCAAUUUCUUCUUUGGCUUUAAGCCUUUUUUUUUGUUAAUGGAUGGUUGGUUAGUUCUUAGGAUCUUGCUGAUGGUGUUUUACUACUACUUGUAUGCACGAGGAAAAUGAUAUCUUGCCUCUAAAUUUGGUGCUAAAUCGAGACGGCGAGUGAGAUUUGUGAUUAAUUUUUUGUUUGUUUUCGGCACAUUUAAGCACCGUUUGUUUCGAUGUUUAGCUGAAAAUACUUUUCAGAAAAACGUGGCAUAAAAAUAGUUCUCUUUGCUGCUUGAGCUUCUUUUGUCUUUGUUUGUUUCCUAAGGAAA